Messenger RNA from Cherax quadricarinatus, 7628 nucleotides. The record is from RefSeq and is a predicted model, not a curated record. NCBI's taxonomy places the organism in Eukaryota, Metazoa, Arthropoda, Malacostraca, Decapoda, Parastacidae.
GUGAUCUGUGCCUUGUGUUAUGGUCAUGUGUUCUGUUGAGUUCGUGAUUGGCCGUAACAAGCAGUGUGAUUUUAUUUUUACUAGUCAUUACAUCUCCAGACUACACUGUGAAAUCCUACGUGUACCUCCUCAUGGCACUCUCAUCAUUAAAAAUCUCAAGGACACCAACUUCACAUACGUUGAAGAUCUUGUGCUUCAAGAUGUCAAUAACUUUGCAGAGCUUCGAAGGGGAUCCAGGAUAGGCUUGGGUGUUCCCCUUGUACAUGCCAAAAACGAUAAUUUGUCAAAUAAAAACUUCGUCUUUCUAAAGCUCUGUCAAGAUGAUCCUGAUUCAUCUAAUGAGAAACUAGAGCAUACAGUAUUGUAUGCUGAAGUUUCAAACAAUGAGCAGUCUUUGUUAAACAAUUCUUCAGGCAUUCAAGCAAUGGCUCACAAGAAUGCUCCUGUCAACCACAUUAGGACCCAAUUUACAAAUGAAUACAGUGGAAAUAGACUUGAUCAACCUGGAUCAUCCAAGCAAGGAUCUGAUGUCUUAGAUCCUUUGACAUCUUGCUCAGGUUUCACAUCUGGUAGUGCCUCAUAUCCUGUGUUGCAGAAUCAGGAAACUCGACCUUUUCCUUCAUUACCACAUGGUCCCACAAUGCCUUCAUUGCGACAGGCACCACAAAGUAAACCAUUGACUCAAUGUGUGUCCCAGUUAGAAAAUAGGAUUCAAGAACCUUUAUCAGAAUUACACUUGCAAAAUAAAUAUCAUGAAAGAUCUCAUGUAUUACAUGUUAAUAGAUCAAAUUCUGCACUUAAUACUGUCUACCCAAAUCAAAUGGUAGCAUUACCUUCAAAAGUACAAACAGAUCUCCAAAUUCAGUCAGAAGUUCAGAGUCACAGUCUAGAACACGAUGCAGCUGUUUCAAGAUAUAACCCACAACAGUGGAAUUAUCCUGCUAGUGGGCCACACCAACACUCUCAGUGUAGACUAGAUAACGUACAUGCCUCAGGAACACUCACUAAAAAUGCUUCUGAAAUAUUUCAUCAAAUAGAUUUAAGGCAAAUGGACAGUGCUUCAGGUUCUCAGUAUAAAGAAGUAUUCAGUAAGCUUAAUUCUAAAAGUGGGAUGAGUCAUAUUCCAGAAUCUUCUAAAUCUUGGCAGAGAUAUAGUCAAAAUACAAUUGUAUCAUCCCAAGCACAGGAGACACGAAAGUCAGUAUCAGCAGUGUGCGAGGCAGUCAUGCAUCCUACAUUUUCCCCUGAAUCAACAUCAUUUUCUUUAAAUCUAGAAAUUGAAUCAUGCAAUCAGUCAUCAAAUAUGCAAAUUGUAAGUUCUGCUUACAGAGGUGUUGAUAGUGAACCAAAAUCUCUUGUGCCUAGGUCUUCAAAAUUGCAGGUACAUGGUCAGCAGACCCAGGAUGCCCAGCAGACAGAGUCUUCUGUGUUGGUAGCUCCUAUGCAAGUUCCGAGUUCAAAGGAAUUAUUGAUCGAGUCUGAUUCUUCACAUGGUUCUUCCACAAUUCCAUCAAUACAUCAACUUACAAAACAUCCUGGAAAUGCUUUAUCUUUGCAUGAAGUUUCAGAAACAUCUGUGAAUGUACAACCAAAUAAAAAUUUUGGAGCAAGACAGUCACAACAAACUUUGGAAUCUAAGAUUGAUAAAGUGUCCAGUGAAGCUUUUGAAGAGCAUAAUUCAACUGUAGAGCCAAGGGUCUCUCCUGAUAAAAGCACAACCACAGUCUUUUACACUAAAGGUGAUAAUUCAGGAAUUGAAUGUUCUUCCAUUGGCACUAAAAAUGAUUCACUGGCAAACAGAUCUACUCUGGAAAACAUAGGAGGCACCCCAACACACAAAGAUGACCACAUUUCAAUUGACAUGGAUAACUCAGAUUUACCCAUAAGUAUUGACCUCACUGAACCUGAGCCAGAAUCUAUGACAGUAACCGAGUGUGUGAAUGAAGUAAAAAAUAUGAACUGUGAUAAAGACAGUGAGCACAUAAAAUGCAGAAUAGCAGAUGAGGAUAUAAGUGUUAUCUCUGAAAUAAUAGACACUUCAGCAGCAAUGGAAGAUUUGUCAGUAAAAAGAAAAAGAAAAACUACCGAGAAAUCAAGUGAAGAAAUAAGUGAUAGUGCUGAAAAUCAUAUAAACAAUGUAAAGAAAGUUAAGUUAAGUGAGUCACCCAGGUUGUUGAAUAAUGUGGAAGAAAAUAUUGCAAACAGCCAUCAAACUGAGCUACAGCUAGACCACAGAAAACCCAAGAGUAGUGAGACUAUACAAAUUGAUUCUGAUUGUGAUUCAUUUAAGGCUUUAGAGAGUAGCAAGAAUGAAUUACCAAUGCAUCAUGGCAAAACUAAAAAGUCCAAAAGAACCAUCAUUGAUUCUGAUAGUGAUUCAUCUAAGGAUUUAGAAAGAAGUGAAGCUGAAUUUCAGAUGCAGUGUCACAAAAUUAAAAGAUCCAAAGGUAAGAUAAUUAAUUCUAAUAGUGAUUCCUCUAAUGAUUUAGAGAGCAGUGAAAUGGAACUACAAAUGCAGCGCCGAAGAACUAAAAGAUGCAGAGCCAUAAUUAUCAACUCUGAUAGUGAUUCCACUGAAGAAUCUUCAGAUAAGCCAGAUAAGAAUGUUGAACCUAGAGGAAUUGAAACUAAAUCUUUAGCAGUGAAACGUAUUGGCAUAAAAGCCACUCUAAAUGACUGGAAAUACAAAACAUGCAGUGUGUCUGUGGAAAGAUUACCACCAUCUAUAGUAGGUGCGAGCAAAGAUAAAGUAGUCAUACCAAGUGAACACAAAAAUAUGCCACUGAAAUCUGCUGUGCCUCAAAUUAAUAAAAAAAAUUCAGAAGGUGGUAUGAAUAAACUGUUUAAGGAUUCUCGAAUUACACUAGAUGAUGAUUUGCCUGAUGUAAACAUUUCCUGUGUCAGUAAGGAGAUGUCCCAUUCUCUGUCACUUUUCUCAGAAUCUCGAGAAUCGGAGAACAAAAUUGCAAGUUACCCUAGAAAUGCAAGAGAAAAUCAGAGAAAGCACAAAGGAGAAAACCUUAGAGAUAUUAAGACAGAUGUUCCUGAAGAGCAGCUUGAAUCUCAAAAAAAUUACAGUCGCCUCCAAAGAGACAAAAAGGAUCAGUUUUCUGGCACGUGUGAAAAUCAGCCAUUGUCUCGACAGAAAGACAGUAUGAAUAAGAAAGGUCCAUUGUCUACAGGUACUGAAGACGGCACUGCUCUUCAUGAUAAGGGUUAUAAUAAAGAUGAAUCAAGUGUUACAGGAAGACAUACUAGCACAUCUUUUAGUACAUCAGAGACUUUCACAAGAAACAAUAAUAGUAAAUUGUGCCAUUCAAAAGACAUAAGACUUAAUAAAGAAACAGAUAUUUCUGAUGUGGGCUCUCGUAAUAUCCUAACCAAAUCUUCUCUACCUCCAAUGGUUACAGUUAAAACAGAAAAAACUGAAGAACCAAAUGUGGAGGAAAUUAAAAUAAAGAAAGAGAAAAUUGAAGACAGUGAGAAUAAUGGAAUAUCCAUUAAGAAAGAAUUUAAUGACAAUCCUACGCAGGUACAAGAUAAGACGGUGGAUGGAGACGACGAGGAUGAUAUCAUUUGCAUGUAUUCACAGGUAGAUGAAACUAUAUGGGUUUCAAGUGAUGAGGAUGAGAUGCCAUCACAAGAUGUCUCCUUUGGUCCUUUGCCUUCUAGCCCUGACUUAGAUAUUGAAGAACUGUUUAGAGAUGAUGAACAAGAACUAAACCAAGAUGUCACCAACACAUCAAAGAAUGAUGCCCCAGAGGAAGGCAAGGCAUUAAAUGAUGACCAUUGGUUUCCUGUUCUGUCUCAGUCCUUUUUUGAUGAUGAUGACAGUGAUAAAGAUACUGACAGUAAAGGAUCUAAAUCUGCAGACUCAAGUUCUCUUGAUUCCCUGCCAGGCCCCAGUGGAAUAAACAGUGUUGAAGAUGAAGAUUGGUGGCCAGUGCUUUCACAAGAAAUAUUAGAUGAAAUAGCUGCUGAUAAGGUAGAUGACACAUACAAAAGUGAUCAGAGAUCUUCAGACAGCUCAAAAAACCUUGAGGCCAUUAUUGAAAAAUUAAAAAAUAAAGAGAAACGAACAUCUCAGUUGACAGACCCCAAGCUGCCACCACAGCGAAGAAGAAGAAGCACUUCUCAAGAGACUUCCAGAGUACAGUCACCUGAAAGUACCAUAGAUAAUGUAGAGAGUGCAUCUAAAAGCAAUAAAAAUGACAGUAAGAAAGAGGAAUGGAUUUCAACAAGUAAAAAAUCUGAGAAAUUAACUGUGCAAACUAUUACAGUUCCAGCUUGGCAAAAAAUUGUGGGUCCUCAGAAAAAGAAAUCUAAGAAUCGUUCGCACCUAAGAGAUAAUUUAACAUCAAAAUUUAAUCUUGAGUCAUAUAAAGCAACACUGGAACACAAGCCUAGAGAAAAGCAUCAUCUUAUUCCUAAAAUAAAGGAAGACCAGAGUGCUAAAGCUAAUGAUAGAAGGCAUAAUUAUCACAGAAAAUCACACUUAGUAACUGAUAAGCCACGUGCUGGUGAGAAUAUUUCUGUUCAGAGAAAAAAUGUGCAAGAUGAUAGUUCCAAAAAAGAGAAACCUCGACCUAAGGUAGCAGCAAAAGUCACAAAAAAGACACGUUCCGAGAGAUUGAUCGAUAUUGAUAUAUUCUCAUCUGCAGCACCUUUACCAAAACCCAGAAAAGUAAAUUACAAGAUCCCUAGAAAUACUGAAAAGGAAGAUUCUAAAAAUCUGAAGUCUCAAGCUUGUGAUGCUUCUGAAACCCACAUGAAUAGUGGCAGUGGGGUUGUCUUAGCAAAACCUAGGGUAAGUACCUCUAAUACUACUUCAUCCCUAGGAAUGCAACCCAAAAAUAUAAUUACUUCUGGAGAUAAUAACAAAGAAAAUGCAGACCUGCUUCAACAGACAUCAGAGGAAGUUAGAAAUGCUAAUGAUAUUGAAAAGCCUCAGAAAGGCAUAUUACGGUUGUUUAUACCAAAAUCUGGCACAAAAGAGAAAAAAGUGCACUUUCCACAGAAGUCAGAGGACCUUGUUAAUGCAUUGCUUAUAUCACCUCGCAAAGACAGUGAUAAGGCUGGAAAACUAGAAGUGAGAGCACGUGAAAUUCUACCCAGAGAACUUUUGAUACAGAAAUAUCACCUUCCACCAAACUACAUGGAAUAUUUCAUCUAUCACAUAUGUAGGUGGAAUUAUGACUGGCUAGAUGUAUACAGAAUUGGGCAAGAAAAAAAUGAAGCAAGUGGUAAAGGUGGUGCAGUACCUCCACCACCAGUAGCUACAAGUACCAACUACCCAACUCUGAUACUUUACAGUUCCUAUAAUGAUUAUAAAGAAAUAUUUAGCAAUCUUAUGUACUUAGAGGUUUGGGAAAAUGUAUAUCAGGAUUGGUUGAAAUACAGACUUUCUAACAUUUGGCUGCCCACACAAAUUGAUGUAGUGAAUCAAGCUUUUAUUGAAGAUGGAAAAUCUCCACUUAAAUUUUGGGGUAUCAAUAUGGUAACAAUAAUCACACAAAAUCAGAGCAACAGAGGAUUACAUCCUAGACAGGGCUCCCUUAUAUCUCUUAGAAUUCAAGAGGGGGUUAAAAAGAUGACUAUUUUUGGUUAUGUGGACCAUUUUACAAAGAAUCGGAAGCGUUUGAUGACAAGAGAGUUGGAACAAGCUUGUCCAAAUGGUGAAAUAUGUCUUAUGAUGGCAGUGCGAGUAACUAAAAAAGAUAUUUUGAUAGUUAAGAGUGGACAAAUUAUAUGGAUCAGUAAUGUGUCAUACAUUCGACCAAGUACUCGCAUAUGGGAAGGACUGUGUAAACUUCCUCUCUCCCCACUUUUUUCAGAUUUCCUAAAACCAACUGAAGCUGCUUUUGCUUGCAGCCGUGAAUGUGGCCAGUAUUUAGUUGAUGGGAUGUCCCUUAAUGAUGUACAAAGAAAAGCAGUUGUAGAAGUCAGUAGUAAAUGUGUGUUAAGUUACAAUGUGCCCAAGCUGAGCCUAAUCCAUGGUCCCCCAGGCACAGGCAAAACUCGCACAAUUACAGCUAUCAUAGCUCAAAUUAUAAAGAUGUCUUACAAGAGAGGGUUACCAUUUUGUCGUAUUUUACUGUGUGCUCCAUCUAAUGCUGCUGUUAAUGAGCUCACUUUAAGACUCCUUAAACUCAAAGAAAUUGGCAUAUGUUUGCGUGUUGUGAGGGUUGGUGUCAGAGAAAGUAUAAACCCAGAAAUCAAGGAGUGCCAUCUGGAUUCAUUUGUACAGAAGCAAGUUAAAUUGGAACUUUCAAGCCCUAAAAAUCUUUCCACCAAACAGGAGUGGGACAGAAGGAAAGCCAUGGUGGAAGAAGCUGCAGAGAGUUUACAAAAUGCCAGGAAGGAUAACAUGAGCAAGGAGGACAUCAAGUCUCUGGAAAAUCGUCUUACUGAAUUAGCUCGUGCUAAAGCUGAUUUUGAAAGAAGUUUCCAUUCACAGCCAUCUGCACAAGAAAGAUAUCAGUUGCAACAGAAGUGGCAGCAGCAAAUUCUUCUCAAUGCAGAAGUCAUAACGACAACUCUUGGUGGAUGCUUGUCUGGAGCUAUGUCAGAUGUUUUUAGUAACACCCCUCAUGGUUUUACUUGCUGCAUCAUUGAUGAGGCAGGACAAUGCACGGAGAUGGAAACAUGGCUACCUCUUCUUCUUAAAGUUCAUAAACUGGUGCUAGUCGGUGACCAUCGGCAGCUCCCAGCAACGGUGCUCUCCCAGUUGGCACAAAAUAAAAAUCUGAAGCAGUCAUUAUUUGAACGAUUAUAUCAUCGUUUUAUAGUAGAGCUGCAGUUAGAUAAUAUGGUACAUACUUUAAAUGUUCAGUAUCGAAUGCAUCCAGAGAUUGCUGCCUGGCCUGCUCAGCACUUUUAUUCAGACAGACUUCUCACUAGUCCACACAUUAUUGAUGAGCGGAACUGUGACCUCAAGCCAUACAUAGUGUUUGAUUUGAAGACAUCACAAGAGCAAAAGGGCCAUAACAGUGAGCUAUUUAACCCUGCUGAAGCAUCACUAGUCCGCCUUAUUAUUGAAGUGCUGGAACCAUUAGUUGGAAAUCAAAAAAUUGGAGUCAUAACACCUUAUCAGCGACAAAAAAUUUAUCUAGAAGAAAAACUUGCAAAAUUCUUUGGUCGGAUGAGCCUUACUGUAAAUACGAUUGAUGCUUUUCAGGUGAGCAAGUUAAAUUCCUUUAUAAUUUUAAUGUGCUGCAAUUUAUGUAUACACCCAACCUUUGAUUUUCAGGUAUUCUGUCAGUCCAACUUUAUUUUGUCUUAUAAAUUAAAACCACUUUAUUCUCCUUUUUGAAAUCUUUUAUUUAUUUUCACUACUUAUUCAGGCCUCAUGUACAGUAGGGCCCCGCUUUACGGCAUUCCGUUAAUACGGUCAUUUCAGAUUAUGACCAAAACACACUAUAUGGCUCCCCCCCCACCUGACUUUUUAAUACGGUCAUCGUUCCCCACCCUGUUUGUUUACAUUCUAUGUGAGAUCCGUAAGCACUAAGUCUCUCCAUUAUACACAAAUAACCCGCACAUAAAAGAGAGAAGCUUACGAUGACGUUUCGGUCCGACUUGGACCAUUGACAAAGUCACACUAACCAGAAGUGGAGCAGGACGGCUAUAUA